Molecule: messenger RNA, 293 nt
Organism: Paramecium octaurelia
Lineage: Eukaryota; Ciliophora; Oligohymenophorea; Peniculida; Parameciidae
Source: the annotation of a GenBank genome assembly
AUGGAAGCACUACUUCCAAAUUUGAUCAAUCUUUUAGCUUAAAAUUCCGCAAUUACUUAUGAGGUGAUUACAAAAGAUGGAUUUCUUCUCCUAAGCCUAAAUUAAAUGCUAUAUCCAUCACAUUUUAGAAUACAAAAUCUCAAAUGGAUUUGUCUGUUGUUGAGAAUGCAAGUAUAAAGACUUAUCUCUCUAUAUAGCAUAGCUGUUACUUGCUAUCGAUCUCAUAGCAAAAAGAUUAUACUCUCAUUAUGAUUAGCUAAGUCCUUCUAAAGGAUGUCCCAGCAAUAUAAUGA